Messenger RNA from Misgurnus anguillicaudatus (oriental weatherfish), 2266 nucleotides. Lineage: Eukaryota; Metazoa; Chordata; Actinopteri; Cypriniformes; Cobitidae. The record is from RefSeq and is a predicted model, not a curated record.
CGGCCAUCUUAGGUCAGUGCUGCCAUAGUGCUGUUUUUUGUUUACAGAACUUCUGAUUACGCUUGUGGAAAAUGCCUGAUUUUUGUGCUGCCUACGGCUGCACCAACGAACGGAGCCUCCAAACCAGAACGCGUGGGAUCACCUUUCACAAGUUUCCCAAAUGUAGCGAGCGCCGGAGACAGUGGGAGCGUGCCCUGAGAAGGGAAGGUUUUGUGGCUAAUGACAGAACACUGCUCUGCAGUGAACACUUCAGAAAUGAAGAUUUCGACAGGACAGGGCAGACUGUCAGAUUGAAAGCUGGAGCUGUUCCAUCUGUCUUCAACUUCCCUGCUCAUCUUCAGAGGCCGGUAGCACCAACAAGCACAAACGCUUCAAGAAAAGCAGGAGAAAGCCAGCCCAUGUACCCCGAGCAGGAUCAACCUCCACCUGAUGUUCCACAGCCAUCCACUAGAGAGAGGCAAAGGAGUCGGAAGAGGAAGGCCCCUGACCACCAAUAUGCAAUGCCUUCCUCUCCAAAGGCUCUUAAGGCCAAACUUGAUGCAGCCAUGGCCACAGUGCAUAAAAUGUGGCGGGAAAAGAGCAAUGCCUUGGCAAGGGUAAGGAGGGCCAAGAAGAACAUGAAGGCUCUUCUGGAGGAGCUGAAAGCUAAGAACCUCAUCAAGGAAGAGCUGAAUGACUAAGCAGCAAAGGCAAUGUGACAGCACAGGAUGACACAGAGUCCCUACCAGCUGAUCAGUCUGCUGUUCAGUCCUACCGCAUAGACACAUCUACCAACCUGUCGGCUGUAGAAAUGUCCUCUGCAGAAGGAGAAGAUCUCCCUUCCCCGUUUGCAGACAUUCCUGCCCUUGUACAAGACCACAGCUAUCUUCCCAAGAAGUUUGAUGGUCUUGUGGAAAAUGUGCUUGUGUACAUUUCAGGAUUUGUGGUGCGACGCACACUAAAAAAGCUUUCCUGUGAUGUCUGCCGGGCAAGCCUGUUGAUGGAUGCUGAAUCUGCCAGUAAGGACCAGAGCUACCAUCUGCUGACGCUGAAAAACAAUGGAGGUCUUGUCAUCCCAUCAGCAGGCACCGUGAAGGUCGUCAGGGCAGCAGAGUGGGUUGUUCGGCAGGCAGUAGCAGAUUCCAGGAGAUCGCAACCCCUUAAAACUGUUGGAGGUCCUCUACAUGGUGAGGAAGAGGAUAGGUGGAGAGGAUGUGUUUUUGCUCGGGGAGCACAUCACUGACACGCGAUAUGGCAUUGACAGUCACCACCAUACACUCUUGACUCUGGUUGUGUCCCUCUUCUUCAAGCUAAGGCUGCACCACAUUGCGAAAAUGUCAACGCUUAGCUUGCAGAAAGACAGUGUGAGACAGAAGCUCACAAAAACUGUCCUUUUCAAACUAUUUGUGCACUUAAAGGAUGGGUUUUUAACUGGUGGUCUGUUUAGUUUGCUACUCUUCCUUGAUGUUUGCAUGUGAAUGAGUGGUGUAUGAGUGUGUGCGUGAAUGGGUGAAUGUGGGGCUUUGUAAAGCGCUUUGGGCACCAAGACGGUGUAGAAAAGCGCUAUGUAAGUUCAGACCAUUUAAGAGAGAGGAGGAGAGGGAGGGAGCUGUAUUGAUUAUAUUGUAUUGAUGGAAAGAGUUCUGUGUCCAAUUGUGGGUGUUUUCACACCUAGUUCGUUUGAGCCCUCCAAACGCUCUCAGAGCAGUUCAGGGUGUAUAUGUGAACAAACCACGUGAUCUCAGACCCCCCUAAAAGGACCCAAAAGCGAACCGAACUCAGACCACUUCUGGAGGUGGUCUGAGUACGGUUCGCUUUUGGGUUCUUUUGUGGUUCGAUUUCUUUUUGAUAUGUGAAAUCAAUGAGGUCCCGGUCCUUUUCGCGUGUGGUUUUGACAUUCAAUCAAAAUAAACUGCUGCACAGAAAGCUGGGGUCUGAGUUCUUAUGAAGUUGUGAUGUGAACAAGAAAGGGUCUGAGAUCACUUCAGUUCUGAAGAGGACCAAAAAAAGAACUGGGUCCUCUUUUGAGUCCACUAUAUUGUGAACACCAAAAGGACUGAGGUCACAUUCGGCUAGUCCCUUUUCUGGUUCACUUUAAGUGAACUGGGUUUGGUUCUUUUAAAAUGAACUAUAUGUGAAAACACCCUUAAUGUUUUUUUGUUUUUUUGUGUAUAUUUUGUAUAUUUUUUUUGUAAGUUUUUUCUAAUUGUGUGCCUUUGGACCUAAGUAACAAAAAACAAAGACCCAUCUCUUUUCUCUUUAUUUUACAGAAUAGCAUCUUGAGACA